This is a messenger RNA of Anguilla anguilla (European eel), 1941 nucleotides long. RefSeq names its product mitochondrial glutamate carrier 1-like. Gene Ontology annotation, molecular function: L-aspartate transmembrane transporter activity; L-glutamate transmembrane transporter activity. Lineage: Eukaryota; Metazoa; Chordata; Actinopteri; Anguilliformes; Anguillidae. The record is from RefSeq and is a predicted model, not a curated record. Gene Ontology annotation, biological process: aspartate transmembrane transport; malate-aspartate shuttle; L-glutamate transmembrane transport. The coding region runs from base 166 to 1161 and encodes 331 amino acids. The transcript is spliced from 10 exons.
GCGGAAAUUUCCACUGUCGGCGAACUCACUUCAUUCAAACGAUAUCGAGAGGAAGUAUCCCCACUUCGUGCUUUUCGUCAGUUAGACUAGCUAUAUUUUGUGACCCUCCGGGACGCUUACAGACCAAACCAGCUUCUGCGCGCCGCCAUCCGCCCCGAAGUAACCAUGUCCCAGCAGCAGAUCAGUCUUCCAGCCAAGCUCAUUAACGGAGGCGUCGCUGGCAUCGUGGGGGUGACCUGCGUCUUCCCCAUCGACCUCGCCAAGACCAGACUGCAGAACCAGAGAAGCGGUCAGCAGGUCUACAAGAGCAUGAUGGACUGCCUCAUCAAAACGGUCCGAUCUGAAGGUUACUUUGGGAUGUACAGAGGCGCUGCGGUCAAUCUGACGCUGGUCACCCCGGAGAAGGCCAUCAAGCUCGCCGCCAACGACUUCUUCCGUCACCACCUCAGCAAAGACGGGAAGGGACUGACGGUGUUUAAGGAAAUGCUGGCAGGGUGUGGGGCGGGCAUGUGUCAGGUCGUCAUCACCACUCCCAUGGAGAUGCUGAAGAUCCAGCUCCAGGAUGCCGGGAGGCUCGCGGCCCAGCAGAGGAAGCCGGUCGUCAUGGCGGCCACCAAGCUGGGCUCGGCCAACACGGUGCUGAGCCGCUCCUACAACGCCGGCGCCGCCCCUGUGGUCAGGAGGGUGUCUGCAUUGCAGAUCGCCGGGGAGCUGCUGCACACGCAGGGGAUCCAGGGCCUCUACAGGGGCCUGGGGGCCACGCUCAUGAGGGACGUCCCCUUCUCGGUGGUCUACUUCCCCCUGUUCGCCCACCUGAACCGGCUGGGCCAGCCCUCCCCCUCGGAGAACGCCCCCUUCUACUGGUCCUUCCUCUCGGGGUGUGCGGCGGGGUCCACGGCCGCCGUGGCGGUAAACCCCUGCGACGUUGUGAAGACGAGGCUGCAGUCCUUGAGCAAAGGAGUGAACGAGGAGAGCUACAACGGAGUGGUGGACUGUGUCAGUAAGAUCAUGCGGAAGGAGGGCCCGUCUGCGUUCCUGAAGGGCGCCGGCUGCAGGGCGCUGGUCAUCGCCCCCCUCUUCGGCAUCGCCCAGGUCAUGUACCUGGUGGGCGUGGGGGAGUUCGUCCUGGGCUCCAGCCCCUUCAACCUCUACUCCGCGUAGUUUACCUCAGGCUCCGCCCCCGAGCCCGAACGGGACCGGCGGGAGGAGGAAAGAACCAGGACCGCGGCAGCUACAGAUCGCCCGCGUGCGUCCUGCCCAAAAUAACGGGGUGCGGUGACCCGGGGGCGGGGGUGUGAGGUGACCCGGGGGCGCAAGGCGUUAAUCUUCAAAAUGCCUCGGUGCUCCUCUCCGAGCGUCCCAGCGUGGUAGUUUUACACUAAAUGUACACCCCCCCGCCUUCUACACACUUCACCGGGUUAUCUCACAGUUGCACUUGUCAAACGUGGUUGUGGAGGUGCGCGGAGACGAUGGUUUCCAUCUGCCGAAAAAGCUCCUCUGAAGUUUUCCCCUCAGUGAGGGAGGGCAGUCGCUGGCCUCGCUGAACAGGAGGCGCUGGGCCCUGCUUACAUUCCAAACCGGUCUCUGGCUCCCGCCCCUCUGGGCUCAGAGUGGGCCCCGUCCACACUGACCCCGGCCCUGCAGCUAAAGGGAGCGAGGUUUGGAAUUGAACCCUGUUCUCACCCUCCGGUUUAUUAUUAUUAAUAUUAAUAUUAAUAAUUUUUUUUAAAUCAACAUUGUGGAGGUGAGGAGUGAUUCACACUGAAAAUACUACUGCCUCCUUUGAAAGGAUGAUAGGACUGCUCGACCUUUUAGGCAAAACGCCAGUUUUAAACCUUAUCAUUUCAAAUGCAACUGCGACUGCUAUGAGACUGGAGUAGUUAGGCCGAAACGAUACUAUUACAGUAGCCAUAGGGCUAACCAGAGUUAAAUGGUUGCUUU